AGUGGCCAUGUCGGGCCCGGAGGAUGGGCCGGGCCAGGAGCCGGAGCUCGACGAGGACGAGGCGGCGUAUUGCCGGCGCUGGGGCGCGCAACACGCCGGGGCCCGCGAGCUGGCCGCCCUCUACUCACCAGGCAAGCGCUUUCAGGAAUGGUGCUGCGUGGUCCUGUGCUUUGGCCUCAUCGCCCACAACCUGGUCCAUCUCCUGUUGCUGGCCCGCUGGGAGCACACGCCCCUCGUCAUGCUGGGUGUCGUUGCAGGGGCGCUCAUUGCUGACUUCUUGUCUGGCCUGGUGCACUGGGGAGCCGACACGUGGGGCUCCGUGGAGCUGCCCAUCGUGGGGAAGGCUUUCAUCCGACCAUUCCGGGAGCAUCACAUCGACCCCACCGCCAUUACACGACACGACUUCAUUGAGACCAAUGGGGACAACUGCCUGGUGACCCUGCUGCCACUACUGAACAUGGCCUACAAGUUCCACACGCAGACCCCUGAGGCCCUGGAGCAGCUGUACCCCUGGGAAUGCUUUGUCUUCUGCCUGAUCAUCUUCAGCACCUUCACCAACCAGAUCCACAAGUGGUCACACACGUACUUCGGGCUGCCACGCUGGGUCAUACUCCUGCAGGACUGGCACGUCAUCCUGCCUCGUAAACACCACCGCAUCCACCAUGUCUCGCCCCACGAGACCUACUUCUGCAUCACCACAGGCUGGCUCAACUACCCUCUGGAGAAGAUGGGCUUCUGGCGACGGCUGGAGGACCUGAUCCAGGGCCUGACGGGAGAGAAGCCUCGGGCCGAUGACAUGAAAUGGGCCCAGAAGAUCAAAUAACUCCUUCGAGCCUGUCACCUUAUUGCCAACCUUCCCCGGUCCCCCUCCCAAACCGAAGCCAUCUGCCAAAUCCCAGCCUCCUCGCUGGCCCCUCCAAGUGGAGAGGACGCCUCCUGGGCUGGGCCCGGGCAGCCCAGCCCACCCCUUGUGACAGAAUACUUGAGCCACUGAUUCUUCAUGUCCUUUCUUUUCUGUUUUCUUUCCUCGGCCCCUCCCCGGCCAUCUGAGCUGCUCUGUCUGCCAAGCCUGACUGCUGAAGGAGCCCCACCUGCCAGCCACCCUGGUUAGGGGGCGCUUACCCGGUCCCUGCGCCCCUGGGCAGCCCUUCAGCAUGGCUGGUGUUGGGCCACUGAGUCAUCUUACCUGCCCCUCCUUGUCUGACCCAGGUGGCCUCGGAGCUGCUACAGAGUCCCUGUACCAUGGCCCUGCGAGCUGAACCCGCAGGCCUCGGUGGGUGGACAUCCCUAGCUGCCUGCCCAGUUGACGACAUGCAGCUGGCCGUCCCCUGCCCGGGUCUGGAGCACCCUUCUUUGCCCCUCCCCAUCUGUCCGUGAUGCCAGCUAGAGCCGAUGCUUCUAACGGGAGGCACAGCCCUGCAAAGGGUCUUUGCGGUUUGCAAGGAGAUGCAUUGUCCCCUCCGGUCAGGGGUAUGUCAGAGAAGGAAGAGGGGCUUUUUGUUUUGAUUGGGUUUUUUUUUUUUUAAAGGUGCUUGCUUGUUUAAUGUAAAUAAUAGAAAGCCUUAAUAUCUUUUCUGUAACAUGGAGUAAUAUUUUAAUGUCAUGUUUUUGGAUGUACAUAAUAUAUUUAUAACAAAGCAGCAAGCGUCUAUUUAACCUUGGCUGCGUGGUGUUUCCUGGCUGGUUGGCUGGGAGGGGUGGUAAGGAGCUCGGUGGGUGAGGCCCCCACUCCACUCCCAACUCCCCCACCAACCCUGGGCUCAGGAUAGGAGCUUUGUUACCCGAGACAGUGAAUUAAUGUUGACACAUCGUGGCAGGGACCCACGACUUGGUGAAGCAUGCUCUUCAUUCAGGAGGUCAUGGUGUUGAGAGAUGAAGGCAGCUGCCUACCGGUGAAUCCCUGUGACAAACACUGACUGGCACCUGCUGUAGACCAGGCCUCACCUGGACACUAGAGCACAGCAGUGAACAAACAGGCAAAGCUUAACCCUGGCAGAGCUGACCUUCUGGGGAGGGAGACAAUAAAUGUAAAUAAAUGCACAUGGAC
Molecule: messenger RNA, 2047 nt
Organism: Condylura cristata (star-nosed mole)
Lineage: Eukaryota; Metazoa; Chordata; Mammalia; Eulipotyphla; Talpidae
Product: transmembrane protein 189
Exons: 6
Coding region: 8-823 (271 amino acids)
Biological process (GO): ether lipid biosynthetic process
Cellular component (GO): endoplasmic reticulum membrane
Molecular function (GO): plasmanylethanolamine desaturase activity
Source: RefSeq, a predicted model, not a curated record